Messenger RNA from Aspergillus welwitschiae, 1800 nucleotides. Its product is annotated as NupC/NupG family nucleoside CNT transporter. The record is from RefSeq and is a predicted model, not a curated record. Bases 1 to 1800 code for a protein of 599 amino acids. Gene Ontology annotation, biological process: nucleoside transmembrane transport. The transcript has 3 exons. Gene Ontology annotation, cellular component: membrane. Gene Ontology annotation, molecular function: symporter activity; nucleoside transmembrane transporter activity. NCBI's taxonomy places the organism in Eukaryota, Fungi, Ascomycota, Eurotiomycetes, Eurotiales, Aspergillaceae.
AUGAUGGUAGAUGAAGAAGUUCUGACGACUCGCCAAAAGACUACAGUCAUCCCGCCGGCUUGCAGAAUAUCGAAAGAGAUUGCCGAUGUUCAUGCAGGUGAUCCAGAAGCCCCUCGUGUCGAUAAUCUCGGUGCUCGAGAUAUGAAGAAAACGCCCAGAGAAGAACAUCAGGGUGAAGAAAGUGAUAUCGGAGAAGCCGACAUAAGCCGCACCCCACAGCAACUGUAUCGCCAUUGCAUGUCCAGACACACCAAGCAUGUGGCAUAUGCUGGAAUAUUGAUACUUUUCACAGGUUGGUGGGUCGCGGGGCUGGUCCUUCACCACGAUGACCUGGGAUGGCUAAUCCCAUUUAUCGUCUAUCUGGCCAUCACUCUGCGCAUUGUCUUUCUUUAUCUUCCCAUAUCUGUGCUCACCAGACCGGUCUUCUGGAUCUGGAAACAGACCAUCUCGCGUCUUGUAAGCUAUGUGCCUCCAAGGUUUCGUAUACCAGGAGCAGCGUCAAUGACAAUUACCGUGAUUAUGAUCGGGUGCUUCGUCUCUGCGGCUACACCAGACAACACGCGAGCCGACAGAGCAGUCAGCCUAUUCGGACUGAUCGUCUUCUUGUUUAUCCUAUGGCUCUUCUCUCGGGAUCGCAAGAAGAUCGUCUGGCAUACCGUCAUCGUUGGCAUGUUGGUUCAAUUUAUCGUGGCGCUAUUCGUCCUGCGGACACAGGCGGGAUACGACAUCUUCAACUUCAUAUCGACCCUAGCUCAGAAGCUACUGGGAUUUGCAGAGCAAGGCGUCGAUUUCCUCAUCGAGACAGGCUGGGCUGAGCAACACAAAGGCUGGUUCAUCGUCAGUGUCAUCCCUGCGAUUAUGUUCUUCGUAUCUCUUGUGCAGCUCCUAUAUCACGCUGGCAUCUUACAAUGGUUCGUUUGCAAAUUCGCGACGUUCUUUUUCUGGUCGAUGCGUGUGUCCGGGGCAGAAGCGGUUGUUGCAGCGGCCUCUCCGUUCAUCGGGCAGGGGGAAUCAGCCAUGCUUAUAAGGCCCUUUGUACCGCACCUGACCAUGGCUGAAAUUCAUCAAAUCAUGACCUCUGGAUUUGCCACCAUCGCCGGCUCCGGUCUCAUCGCAUACAUCGGCAUGGGCGUCAAUCCUCAAGCCCUUGUAUCUUCCUGCGUCAUGAGCAUCCCCGCCUCCCUGGCAGCAUCCAAAAUACGCUGGCCCGAAAACGAGGAAACCCUCACAGCAGGCCAUGUCACCGUACCGGAAGACGAAGAGCAUCAAGCCGCAAACGCCCUUCACGCGUUUGCAAAUGGCGCCUGGAUGGGUAUUAAAAUCGCCGGCAUGAUCACCGCCAACCUACUCUGUAUCAUCUCGCUGGUCAGCCUAGCCAACGGCCUUCUCACCUGGUGGGGACGUUACUUGAAUAUUAACGAUCCUCCUCUGACCAUCCAACUCAUCAUGGGAUAUAUCUGCUACCCCGUUUCCUUUCUCCUUGGGGUUUCCCGUAACGACGACCUCCUGAAAGUAGCGCAGCUAAUCGGGAUGAAGCUCGUCAUGAACGAAUUCAUAGCCUACUCAGCCCUCCAGACCGACCCGCAAUACCAGUCCUUAUCUCCUCGAUCAAGACUAAUAGCCACGUACGCGCUCUGCGGAUUUGCAAACAUCGGCUCCCUGGGAAACCAGAUCGGGGUCCUGGCACAAUUGGCUCCCGAGCGGGCAGGAGAUGUGUCUCGUGUGGCUGUUAGUGCAAUGAUAACAGGGGCCAUUAGCACGCUUAUGAGCGCAGCAAUUGCCGGAAUGAUUGCUAUCUAG